Acanthamoeba castellanii str. Neff is the source of this 1527-nucleotide messenger RNA. RefSeq lists its product as uncharacterized. Bases 1 to 1527 code for a protein of 508 amino acids. The record is from RefSeq and is a predicted model, not a curated record. NCBI's taxonomy places the organism in Eukaryota, Discosea, Longamoebia, Acanthamoebidae. The transcript is spliced from 2 exons.
AUGUCGAACCUGAACCGCAACAAUGUGACCGGCACCGGCGCCAACGUCAUUCCCCCGCCCGUGGUGCACAAGACCGGCGUGCCAGUCGUGCCGGUGGCCGCGGCUCCCGUGGUGCCCAUGCAGAACCUGUCGCUGGGCGAGAAGGUGGUCCACGAGCCCGAGAGGAUCAUCGAGCACAAGCCCAUCCUCGAGAGGGAGGUCCUCAACGAGCCCAUGCUCGAGGUCAAGCGCGAGCACCACAUCCAGCCCAUCAUCCACGAGACCGAGCACCGCGUCCAGCCCAUCAUCAAGACCGAGGCCACCACCGAGCGACCCAUCAUCGAACAGGACAGGAAUGUUAUGAUGCCGCCUGUGGUCGAGCGGGCCGCGAUGCCGCCGGGCCUGGAGGCCGUCGAGCGCGUCGCGCCCGAGGGGGUCAUCCACGCGCCCAAGAUCGAUCGCGAGAUCGUCAACGAGCGGCCAGUCGAGGUGCGCCGCGAGCACCACAUCCAGCCCAUUGUCCACGAGCGUGAGCACCGCAUCCAGCCCAUCAUCAAGACCGAGGCCACCACCGAGCGGCCCAUCAUCGAACAGGACAGGAAUGUCAUGCACGCGCCCAUCGUCGAGCGCGCCGCGAUGCCGGCGGGCCUGGAGGCCGUCGAGCGCGUCGCGCCCGAGGGCGUCAUCCACGCGCCCAGGAUCGCCCGCGACGUGGUGGUCGAGCACCCGGUCGAGGUGCGCCACGAGCGCCACAUCCAGCCCAUCAUCCACGAGCGCGAGCACCACAUCCAGCCCAUCGUCAAGACCGAGGUGACGGCCCAGCAGACCCACCUCAAGACCGACAGGAAUGUCAUGCUCGAGCCGAUCGUCGAGCGCGCGGCGCUGCCUGCCGGGCUCGAGGCCGUGGAGCGGGCCGGACCCGAGGGCGUGAUCCACCGGCCCAAGCUCGAGAAGGAGGUCAUCGUCGAGCACCCGGUCGAGGUGCGCCACGAGCGCCACAUCCAGCCCAUCAUCCACGAGCGCGAGCACCACAUCCAGCCCGUCAUCAAGACCGAAGUUACGGCCGAGCAGACCGUCAUCGAGCGCGAGAACACCGUCAUGCUCCCGCCCAUCAUCGAGCCCACGGUCAUGGUCGGCACCGCCACCCGCGCCGCGCCCGUCAUGACCCAGCCGACCGUGGUCGCCACCACCACCCUGCCCCGCACCGCCGGCCUCGACACCGCGCAGCCACUGGCCGCCGCCACCACGGCCACCACCACCCUGCCCCGCACCGCCGUCGGUGGCUUGGACAGCGAGCAGCGCCUGACCUCGGGCGGCGCGGCGCCGAUGCUGUCGGGUGAGCGCGAGGUCUACAACCGGGACCUGGGCGCGACAGGCACGACCGCCACUGGCGGCGAGACCCACGUGGGCAUCGGCCAGAAGAUCAAGGGCGCGAUGAAGGAGGUUCAGGGCACCAUCACCCGCAACUCGGCCAUGAAGGAGGAGGGCAGGAAGCUCAUGCACGGCGAGACCACCACCUCCACCACCGGCUCCCGCACCGGCCUUUGA